UUACAGCACUUUUAGGUCUAUAUCUUUAUAAAACAGUGGUGAGGUUGCUAACAGCUGAUAGCUAGCUAGAGCUGGUGAUCAUAACAGCUUGAAACAGCAUCAUUUCCUCACAUGCUGCUGAUCACUGAACGGCUCAGCUCUUCUUUAUUUGAGCCAUGAUGCCUCUCAGCUACCACUGUUAAAUCAUAUCAUAGAUCCUACUAGCCCGCUAUGUUGAAUUGAUGUAGUACGUGAUGAUUGUGUGUUGAUGCCUCAAACAAGAGGAUCAGGACAGAGGGAGUGAGUUUAUUGCCUUCACUUGGUGGAUAUCUCACUGCCCUGGACAUGAUGGGCCCACGGCGAAAGGUGACCAGGACUCAUAGUUUCGGGGGAGGAACAUUUAGCUCUCUUGGACAUGAGGAACCUAAAGACUAUAUCAACGAGCUCUCACAUGAGGUGCUCUGCCACAUAUUCCGAUACUUACCCAUGCAGGACAUAAUGUGUAUGGAGUGUCUGUCACGGAAACUGCGGGAGGCGGUGACUCUGUACUUGCGGGUGGUGAAGGUUGUGGACCUUUGUGCCAGCCGGUGGUGGGAGUACAUGCCCUCAGGUUUCACAGACUCCAGUUUCCUCAUGCUAAUGAAGAAGAUGCCUGAUUUGGAGCAGCUUUAUGGUCUUCAUCCACGUUAUUUAGAGAGAAGGAGGGUCAGAGGUUAUGAGGCCUUCAGCAUUCCUGGUGUUUUGGAGGCUCUACAGGCCUGUCCCAACCUUAUAGGUGUGGAGACAUCGCAUUUGGAGCUGGUGGAGGCGAUAUGGAACUACAUGCCUCAGGUUCACAUUCUAGGGAAGUUCAGGAACAGAAACGGGGCGUUUCCUAUACCCUCAGAGAACAAACUCACUAUUCCAGCUGCAGCUAAAAUCCAGACUCUCCAUCUUGUUGGUGUCAAUGUGCCGGAGAUCCCCUGUCUGUCCAUGCUCAGGCAUCUGUACCUGAAAUGGGUGCGCCUCACAAAGCCUCAGCCCUUCAAAGUCUUUCUCUGUGUGAAUUUGCGUACGUUCGUCAUGAGGAACUGCGCUGGUCCCACUAAUUCUCUGAAGUAUGUGCCUCUUGUCACCGGUCUGGCCUCUGCCCGCAACCUAGAGCAGCUGGAGCUGGUGAGGGUGCCCUUUUUGGGUGGACUGAUUCAGCAUGUUGUGGAGGAUAGCUGGAGGUCAGGAGGGUUCCGUAAUUUGCACACAAUUGUAUUUGGUGCCUGUAAAAAUGCACUUGAAGUGGAUCUGGGCUACCUCAUCAUUACUGCUGCUCGCAGGUUGCAUGAAGUUCGAAUCCAGCCUUCCUUAACCAAAGAUGGGGUGUUCUCCGCACUGAAGAUGGCUGAACUGGAGUUCCCUCAGUUUGAGACUUUGCACCUUGGAUAUGUUGAUGAAUUUCUGUUGCAAUGUAACAUGAGCCAUGCAGAGUUAGUCAAAUACGGUCUUGCUGAUGUAAUCGAGAAUCCAGGAAUCAUCACAGACAUAGGAAUGAAGGCUGUUAAUGAGGUGUUUACCUCCAUCAAGUAUCUGGUCAUUUAUAACUGUCCACAUCUUCACAAUCCACACAACUGGAUCACAGACCACUCACGCUGGAGUCGACUGGUGGACCUCACUCUAGUGCGCUGUCAUGCUCUCAAGCUGGAGUCGUUCAGUCAGUUCAUUGAGAUGCUUCCCAGCCUGGAAUUCAUCUCUCUGGACCAGAUGUUUCGUGAACCUCCCAAGGGCUGUGCCCGUGUCGGACUCAGUGCAGGCACGGGUAUCGGAGUUUCGUCUGCCCUGGUCAGCAAUCAGAAUUCCAACAAUGAUAAUGACAACAAUAACAACAACAAUCACCAGAACAAUAACGAUGCAAACAUACCACCAAAUAACAACAACGAACAGGUCGAAGAUGUGCCUCAGCAGCACCACCAUAGACCAGAGGAGAUUCCCGAUGUUGAGGGCAUGGUGCCAGACAACAUGGAGCCUGAGCCAGUUCUUGUGGCUUCCAACCCAGAUAAAGAGACCCAAGGUUCCAGCCAGACUACUAAUCCUUCACUUGAACAGGAUGAAGAACAAGCAGGACCUAGUGGAGUUCAAACUGCAGUGAAGAAACAGUCGGUGGUGCUUUCAGACUCAGACAGUGAGGAUGAGUAUAGUCCAAUCAGGACGCCGGCUGCCGCCCCCUCUCAAGGCCAGUACCCUGAGACAGAAGGCCAGGGGAAGAGCAGUACAGCUGUGACUCCACAUGGUAAAGGGAAAACUCCACUGCGUAGACAUGGACCGCAACCUCAGGAGCUCAGUUGUGAGAAAGGCUGCCAGGUGACCAGCGAGCAGAUCAAGGCUGACAUGAAGGCGGCCAUUGAGACGGCUGAGCGUGGGGCCAGAGACAGAAACAGUGGGCCCGGGUCUGCUUCAGGCUACGCUGCCGGCAACUGUGUUUGCUCCAUCCGCUGGAGGGAGGAGUCUGCCAAUCAGGACAACCAAGGUGGGGCGGGUAGAGGGGAGGACGACAUGGUGAGGACUCGCUGCACGUGCUCUGAAAAUAAGACUCGUGGUGGCCAUGGCCUGCCAGUGGGAGGAGACAGCCAUAGAUCAGAACGUCACAGCCCAGAGCAGAGAGCAGGAGGAGAUGAGAUGGAGGACAUGCACUCCAACGCUCCACCCAGGACUCAGGGCUCAACUGAGGGGCAAAGUGAGAAGACUGCAGGCCACCAGCAUGGAUCAUCACACAGAAGCCCUACAGACGAGUUUCCCAGGAGACCGGUCACUCGUGCCCGCAGCAGACUUUUCUCUGUGCCCCUGGUUUGUGAGUCAGAACUACCCAAAGCUAAGCCUCGGGUUGCAGUGAAGAGGAAACAUAUGGCAGACAAGUCCACCAGCACCAGUGACCCUGUGACUGAAGAUGACCAUGUGCAGGUGCUCAGCCUUAAAUCUAAAAACCUGGUGGGAAUCACACUUACAAAUUGUGGCAUCACAGAUCUGGUCCUUAAGGAGUGCCCCAAAAUGAUGUUUGUCCAUGCAACACGCUGUAGGGUGCUGAAACACUUGGUGGUUGAAAGUGCCCCCAUAGUAAACCGCUUUGAUUAUGCACAAUGUAAGAAGUUGGACAUGGAGCAGGUGCUUGACCAGAUCUUACGCAUGCCGCCGGAGAGAAACCGCAUCAUCUACAUGAGGCCUAUGCAGCAGAUUGAUUCUCUGGCUCUGGAAAAAAAGCUCUUCAGUGGACCAUAUCCAUACCAUAUUGCUAUUAUCCAUGAGUUCAGCAACCCACCCAAUGCCAGGAACAAAGUGCGCGUACGUAGCUGGAUGGACACCAUUGCCAACAUUAGCCAAGAACUCAUCAAGUAUGAAUUCUUUCUGGAGGCCACACGGACGGAAGAGGAUGUAAAGAAGUAUCCCAGCUAUCCCUGGGGCAGAGACAUCUACACUUUAGAGGGAGUAAUAGAUGGGGCGCCGUAUUCGAUGAUCACAGAUUUCCCGUGGCUUCGCUCGUUACGCACAGCAGAGCCCAACAGUUAUGCCCGAUAUGACUUUGAGGAUGAUGAAAGUACCACUAUCUAUGCGCCGCGGCGUAAGGGACAGCUCUCGGCCGACAUCUGCAUGGAGACCAUCGGUGAGGAGAUCUCGGAGCGACGGCAGACACGUAGGGGUGUUUUCCAGCGUGUGGUGGUCGUCUUCAUCCACUACUGCGACGUUCGGGGGGAGCCGGUGGAUGACGACUACAUCUAGAACAGUCACUGCUCAGCCGGAGGGCCUGGAGAUGCAGGAGAGAAGUGUGGAGAGCUCUUCAACUCUCUGCCAGGCUCUGGCCACCUCUGUGCGAGAACAGAGAGGCAUCUUAAACGCAGCUUCAGUGUGGAAUACUAAGGCAUUUCCAGUUGCCUUUAUCUCUGAGUUGACUUGAAACAGAGAGUGAUCGCUUUCAAUCAGCCAUUGUCUUUUUUGUGAGUUCAUUCUAGACUAAUGAACUGAAGAGUAAUGGUGUCACCAGGCUGCUUUGCUUGUGUUCAUUACAUGAGAGCUGAAUGGCAGCCCUUCCAUUAAGCGGCAGCACACUUACAGUAAAGGGGGUGAUAGUGUCAGCAGUUGCUUUGUUGCGCAUGAAAAAAGACGUGGAGAGCCUUGACAGGUGGCAUAUGAAAUCACUUGUUUGAUUUUUGGUGGAGACGGAAAUAUAAUUCUUGGUAGAUUCUUGGUAGGCAAUAGAGUUUUGUUUUUUGCACCUCAUACGUUUUGAGAGACCUUUGUUUUAAUAAUUUCAUAUUUUAUUUUUGUUUUUCUCUCACCUUUACCCCAGACGUUGGCUUAUGUGUUUUUCACUAUUAACGGUGCUGUAAGUCAGUUUAACCCAGAACCUGGUGAAGAGAUUAAAUGUUUCUUGGCCCAUGCGAGGAACGUGGCAGAAUCGGUGAAUAAAUGUGGCUUGUUUUCCUCCCUGUGGUCUUCAUAGAGCUAAAAAAGAAAAAGAAAAAAAAGUGGAACAAAAAACAGCUGAGAGUAUUUUAUGCA
Sinocyclocheilus anshuiensis is the source of this 4500-nucleotide messenger RNA. RefSeq names its product F-box only protein 38-like. Gene Ontology annotation, cellular component: nucleus; cytoplasm. The coding region runs from base 325 to 3720 and encodes 1131 amino acids. NCBI's taxonomy places the organism in Eukaryota, Metazoa, Chordata, Actinopteri, Cypriniformes, Cyprinidae. The transcript is spliced from 21 exons. Gene Ontology annotation, biological process: SCF-dependent proteasomal ubiquitin-dependent protein catabolic process; protein K48-linked ubiquitination. The record is from RefSeq and is a predicted model, not a curated record. Gene Ontology annotation, molecular function: protein binding.